Messenger RNA from Necator americanus (New World hookworm), 255 nucleotides. RefSeq lists its product as uncharacterized. Lineage: Eukaryota; Metazoa; Nematoda; Chromadorea; Rhabditida; Ancylostomatidae. The transcript has a single exon. The record is from RefSeq and is a predicted model, not a curated record. Bases 1 to 255 code for a protein of 84 amino acids.
AUGAUUGACGAUCAUCCCGUACAUUCAAACCACUACACCAAGCAAUCCCUCAUCCACGAAACAGCCGAGCCGGGCAGAGCCGAGGACGAGUCGAACGAAGCCCUAUGGUCCUCUCCCUCUCCUCUCUGCGGAAACGGCAGCCGGCAGAUGAGCACCAUUGUGGUCGGUGCUUCUAAACAUGAGAUCGAGACACGAAGCACCGCUGCUGCCGCUGCCGCUGCCGACGCCCUCCUAAUGACUCUCUUAUCUCAUUAA